Molecule: messenger RNA, 1163 nt
Organism: Salvelinus fontinalis (brook trout)
Lineage: Eukaryota; Metazoa; Chordata; Actinopteri; Salmoniformes; Salmonidae
Gene: mmab
Product: metabolism of cobalamin associated B
Exons: 9
Coding region: 58-762 (234 amino acids)
Molecular function (GO): corrinoid adenosyltransferase activity
Source: RefSeq, a predicted model, not a curated record
CAUACGGAUACCACCGAUGAACAAGAGGCACAACGCGCGUUUUUAUUUUAUGUAAACAUGGCUUCAAUGAUUACCAAACCAUCUCACCUACGUUGUAUCCUAACAAGUACUGGCAAAUGUUUAGCUGUGAAUUGGACAAAGACAUCAUUUGGAUCAGAAAGAAGUUAUGCCUCCAAAACCGAUGGAGAAAGCAGGAUCGCCAAAAUAUACACUAAAACUGGUGAUAAAGGUUUCUCUAGCACUUACACUGGAGAGCGAAGACCCAAGGAAGAUCAUGUGUUUGAAGCAUUGGGAGCAACGGAUGAGUUGUCAUCAGCGAUAGGCUUGGCCAGAGAGUUUUGUAUCGACAAAGGCCAUACAUUCACAGAUCAGCUGGACAAGAUUCAGUGUGUCUUACAAGAUGUGGGAUCCAACAUUGCCACACCUCAGUCAUCUGCACGAGAAAUUCAUAUAAAAAAAACAAAGUUCAGUUCCCAACCAGUGGCAGACCUUGAAAGCUGGAUUGAUGAGUUCACAGAGAAGCUUCCACCACUGACAAACUUCAUAUUACCUUCUGGAGGAAAGAGCAGUGCGGCCCUCCACAUAGCACGGACAGUGUGUCGCCGAGCAGAACGCAGUGUUUCCCCUAUUGUGCGGUCAGGUGAGGCCGAUCCUGAUGUUGCCAAAUAUUUGAACAGAUUGAGCGACUACCUGUUCACAGUGGCCAGGUACACAGCCAUGAAAGAAGGCAACGAGGAGACGAUCUACAAGAGACCUGAGUGACACACGUCUACACGUGAAAGAACAAACCGGGGACCUUUGUGGAACAACCUUUGUUCUGCUUCUAGGUUGAAUUAAUCAAAUCAUCGGCAUUGUUUUAUGUGAAAGACAGUUCGAUGGGUCCAAGUUUAAAUACUGUAUCUCGUGAUGGAACUUUUCCUACAUUUCAAAUAAAGACUUGAAUCCAAAUUCGACUUCGCUAGAGGCAAAAUCUAAAUGUACUGACACUUUACUUUUAAUGUCAUGUGGUACACUUUUUAAAUUGAUGCAACAACCAUUUUUGAACAGGAUACUAUAAAAUUAAGUUUAAAUUUGUAAUGAAGCGCACAAGUUAUAAUCCUGUAUUGUAUAUGAAGCACAGGUUGUAUCACAAGAAGCUUUAAUUACAAUUUCUUUAUCAAGUA